Molecule: messenger RNA, 348 nt
Organism: Nezara viridula (southern green stink bug)
Lineage: Eukaryota; Metazoa; Arthropoda; Insecta; Hemiptera; Pentatomidae
Source: the annotation of a GenBank genome assembly
AUGCCAGCACAGGUUCCUCCGCUAACUCCUGGUACGAAUAAAAAAAUGACUGAAGCGUUGAAGGCGUCAUUCGCAUCUUGGGAAAAAGAGCAGAUCAAACUGAACAUUGUCAAAGAUCCUAGGGAAUGGAAUGAGACGGCGGUUGAACAUUGGUUAUCCUGGGCGAUCAGGGAGUUCUCCCUGGAAGGCGUGAAGCUCCAGCAGUUCUGCAUGCGAGGAAAAGACAUUUGCGCCAUGGGCAAAGAGGCCUUCCUCGCCAGAGCUCCCCCCUUCAUGGGCGACAUCCUCUGGGAACACCUAGAAAUAUUACAAAAAGGUGUGGAGUACACCGAUUGCUAUCCCCCAUAG